Molecule: messenger RNA, 462 nt
Organism: Salvelinus namaycush (lake trout)
Lineage: Eukaryota; Metazoa; Chordata; Actinopteri; Salmoniformes; Salmonidae
Product: transcription factor HES-5-like
Exons: 2
Coding region: 1-462 (153 amino acids)
Biological process (GO): regulation of transcription by RNA polymerase II; anterior/posterior pattern specification; regulation of neurogenesis
Cellular component (GO): nucleus
Molecular function (GO): RNA polymerase II cis-regulatory region sequence-specific DNA binding; DNA-binding transcription factor activity, RNA polymerase II-specific; protein dimerization activity
Source: RefSeq, a predicted model, not a curated record
AUGGCUCCUACCUACAUCAGCGACUCUGCCAACACCAUGCUCUCUGCUAAAGACAAGCAUAAACUAAGGAAACCAGUGGAGAAGAUGUGUAGAGACCGCAUCAACACCUGCAUAGAGCAGCUCAAGACCCUGCUGGAGAGGGAGUUCCACAAACAGGACCCCAACACCAAGCUGGAGAAGGCUGACAUCCUGGAGAUGACAGUGGGGUUCCUGAAGCAGAAGCUGCAGCCUCAGAGCCCAGUCCCCCAGAGGGCCCACAGUGAGGGCUACUCCCAGUGCUGGAGGGAGACCCUGCACUUCCUGUCUUCCAGCUCCAUGAAGGACAUGAUGCUUCAGAACCUCCAGAGAGCUGGCCAGGACGUCUGCCCCUCCUCGCCACUCUCCUCCCAAUAUCAACACCACAGCCAGGGCCCAGUGAAGCAGGCCACCAGUGGUCACAAAACAGUCUGGAGGCCCUGGUAG